Molecule: messenger RNA, 7145 nt
Organism: Mercenaria mercenaria
Lineage: Eukaryota; Metazoa; Mollusca; Bivalvia; Venerida; Veneridae
Product: proprotein convertase subtilisin/kexin type 6-like
Exons: 31
Coding region: 304-4392 (1362 amino acids)
Biological process (GO): protein processing
Cellular component (GO): Golgi membrane; trans-Golgi network
Molecular function (GO): serine-type endopeptidase activity
Source: RefSeq, a predicted model, not a curated record
UAAUGUGGCUUUGAACCAGUUGAGGUCUAUAGACAAAUGAAACGGAAGUAAUGAACAUAUUGCACAACAUUACCAAAGUUUCGAAAUAAUUUUUUGAGGUAUACCGAAAUUGGUUCAACCAGUUGCGGACUAGCAAUGUGACACGGAAGUAUUGUAAAACAGAUAUAUCACUUUUCGAAAGUUUCGAAAUGAUUGUAUAAGGAAAAUAUGUAUAUGACAAAUAGCUAAAAACAAUAGACCCGGAAAUUUAAGAAGUAAAGCCGUUAAAUAGUCACUUUUAUUCGUUUUAGGUAAAGAUUAAAAAUGACAUAUUAUCAUUUAUUUUUCACUUAUUUAUUUUACUUACCGUUUUCAAACUCUGCAUUAUAUAGCAACAAGUUUUUAAUGAAAGCUGAUGUAACGGCUGAUGAGGCUAAAAGCAUCGCUGAAACGUACGGAUUCACUUUUCAUAAACAGGUAUUACAAGGUUAUUAUGUCAUAAAAAGAGCCGAUGUGAAAGAUAAAACGACUAUCAGGUCUAACUGGAAAUCGGAUGCAAUGAGGAAGGAAUAUCCACAGAUAAAAUCGAUCAAACAGGAAAGUUAUUUGGAAAUGACUGCUCAUGCUGUUGAGUCUGUAUCAAAGACAUCUACGCAGUUUUCUGUUACCGACACGUAUUGGCCAAACAUGUGGCAUCUGCAUCCGGAUAGGAAACCAAACAUGGGAGUGUACAAUGCUUGGUGUAGAGGUUACACGGGUAAAGGCGUCACUUUGGGCUUCAUUGACCAUGGAAUUGAUCUGUCACAAAAGGAUUUACAACGUAACUAUGUCCCAGAACUUGCUUACGAUUAUUUGGACGAUGAUGAUGAUCCAUUGAUGAACUACACAGCUGAUGAAUCAAGCCAUGGCACACAAUGUGUUGGAACUGCUGUUGCAGAGAAAAGCAAUAACCACUGUAUUAUAGGCAUUGCAUACGAGGCAAAAUUCACAAAUUUGAGAAUAUUCGGUAAAAAUGAAUCAGCAACCUAUUCGGAUGAUGCUCUUGCUUUCACCCAUCGUCUAGACGACAUUGAUGUUUACAGCAAUAGUUGGGGACAAAGUGACACAUUAUCUGGCUUCCCUGGAACCCAAACAGUCAUAACAGAUGCUUUCCGGAAUGGUGUGUACAACGGACGUGGAGGUAAGGGUGUAAUCUAUACAUUCAGUUCUGGUAACGGGGGUGCACUGCAUGACUGUAACACUGAUAUAUUUAACAGCAACAUUUAUACAAUCCCUGUAAAUAGUGUGGCGUAUGAUGGAAGUCCAGCAGACUAUGCAGAGUCGUGCACAGCAAUCAUGACAAGCGCCUACGGUGGCUCUGUUGGUUCGGAGGGUGGAAUUACAACAACGGACAGCAACAAUGUCUGUACAACAACUUUUGCUGGCACAUCUGCGGCCUGUCCAAUGGUUACUGGAAUUAUAGCACUGACUCUUCAGGCCAAUCCAGAACUGACAUGGAGAGAUAUUCAACAUCUUAUUGUUGAAACAGCAACAACCUCCGGUCUGAAAGAUGGAUCGUUUGUAACCAACGGCAGUGGCAGAAACGUGAGCCUAUUCUAUGGUUUUGGACUUAUUAACGCAGACGCAAUGGUUUAUAAAGCUUUGACCUGGAAAACUGUACCAAAGUUAUGGCAUAACAGUACACAUAGCCUCGUGGAUAGACGAAGUUAUUUCUACACUAUUCGGAGUUCCAGUAUAUUCCGAUCCAAGAUAUCACACACUGAAAAAGUUAGGAUUUGGAUUAAGUUUCUAGCAUCUUAUUCUGCAUCCGUUUACUUUAUUCUCACCUCUCCUUCUGGCACUGUAAACAGACUGCUCAGGGAACAGAUUUAUGGCUCCCGUCGGACCACAACAUGGACAGCCAUAACAGUACAUUGUUGGGGAGAAAAUCCAAAUGGAAACUGGACAUUAAGUAUGGCGAGCCGAGGGGGAUUUGUUUUUCAUCAUCUGUAUGAAUGGAAGUUAUAUGUUUACGGAACACUAUCUGAUCCGUUGCAAGAUAAACAAAAAGAUGGGUACCUUGGUUCAAGCUGCAACGAAACAUAUUGCUGGCAACCACAUUCUGUUUGUAAUGAUAAGUCUAAAAUAUGUGAAUGUGAAUACGGCAACAUAAAUGGAUUCUGUAUAAAGGAUGGUGACAUAGGAGCGACGUGUGGACGAACAAAGCAUUGCACAAAAGAAAAUGCAAUAUGUAGCAAUAUGACUGACACGUGCGAAUGUAAAGUAGGGUACCGUGCCUUAAAUAGUAAAUGUAUUAAAGAUGGAGACUACGGUGGCAAAUGUUUGAUGAAUGGAACAUGCACUGGCAGUGACAUUGUAUGCGACACAUAUCUGGAAACUUGUGUAAAAUGCAGCAGCAAUUCUAACAAAAUCGGAAACAAGUGUAGGAAAGUUGGAUUUGUCGGCGGAAAAUGCUUCUCAAAUAGCAGUUGUUUCGAUGAUGGAGCAUUUUGUGACAAUAGUAACAAUACAUGUGUCAUUUGUUCAAAAUACCAUACUGCAAUAGACGGAAACUGUAUUAAAGAUGGAAGUUUAGGUGGUUAUUGCAACCGGUACCGUUUCUCAACAGUAACAUGUUACACACCACAUACACAUUGUAAUCGUACUACAUAUAAAUGUGAAUGCCGGAGUGGCUUGAAUGAAUCCACUGGAGCUUGCAAAAAUGUCGGUUUUGUCGGUGGACAGUGCUUAUCAGAUAGCAGCUGUUUUGAUUAUGGCGCAUAUUGUGACAGUAGCAACAAUACAUGUAUCAUUUGUCCGAGAUACCACAGGGUAAUAGACGGAAAUUGUGUUAAAGAUGGAAGUUUAGGUGGUUAUUGCAACCGGUACCGUUACUCAACAGUUACAUGUUACACACCACAUACACAUUGUAAUGGUACUACAUAUAAAUGUGAAUGCCGGAGCGGCUUGAAUAAAUCCACUGGAGCUUGCAAAAAUGUCGGUUUUGUCGGUGGACAGUGCUUAUCAGAUAGCAGUUGUUUUGAUUAUGGCGCAUAUUGUGACAGUAGCAACAAUACAUGUAUCAUUUGUCCGAGAUACCACAGUGUAAUAGACGGAAACUGUGUUAAAGAUGGAAGUCUGGGUGGUUAUUGCCGUUUCUCAAGAAUAUGUUACACACCAUAUACACAUUGUAAUCGUACUACAUAUAAAUGUGAAUGCAGGAGUAGCUUGAAUAAAUCCACUGGAUCUUGCAAAAAUGUCGGUUUUGUCGGUGGUCAGUGCUUAUCAGAUAGCAGUUGCUUUGAUGAUGGCGCAUAUUGCGACAGUAGUAACAAUACAUGUGGCAUUUGUCCGAGACCCCACAGUGUAAUAGGCGGAAACUGUGUUGAAGAUGGAAGUUUGGGGGGUUAUUGUCAUUGGUUAAUAAUCUGUUACGAACCACAUACACGUUGUGACCAUACUACAAACAAAUGUGAAUGUCGGAGUGGCUAUAAUAAAUCCAAUGGAUCAUGCAAAAGGGCCGGUAAUGUUGGCGGAAAAUGCGUAUCAAAUCGCAUAUGUUUCGCAGAUGACGCAUUUUGUGACAGUAGUAACAAUACAUGUGUCAUUUGUCCGAGAUACCACACUGGAAUAGAUGGACACUGUGUAAAACAUGGCGAAAUUGGCGGUUGGUGCCUUCAGAACGGCACGUGUUCCUCUAUAAACACCUUUUGUAACAAAAGAAACAACACGUGUGUCAACUGUCCACAAAAACAGCAUGUGAUAGAUGGCAAAUGUAGGAGAGACGGCAGUUUAGGGGGUUACUGCAUAUACUCUUGCAACUCAAUGAGAACUGUAUGUAACGGACGCACGAACAGAUGUGAAUGUCGACGUUUAUAUAAGAAAUCAGGGAGAAAAUGUGUCCGCAUUGCCGACGGGCAACCUGGAGGACGGUGCUUAUCGAACCGAACUUGCGGCCCCUGGAACACUGUUUGCAACACAUUUAACAAUACGUGUGAAACGUGUCAUAAAUACCAUCGUUGGAUAAAUGGCAAAUGUGUCAAAGAUGGAACAUCAGGAGGAAAGUGUUUACAUAAUAAUACAUGUACUGAGUCAAGUACUGUUUGUUCUAUAACCAAUAACACGUGUAUAAGAUGUCCAGAGAAACACCGUGUAAAUAAAGGCAAGUGUGUAAGAGAUGAUGAGACUGACGAAAUGUGUUUGUUAAAUCAAACUUGUGUAGAGGUCAAUACUAUUUGCGACAUAACAAGAAACAUUUGUGUCAAGAAUUCAAAUACUCACCGGGAAGUUGACAAAAAAAUAGUUAGUUUGGGAACUUUGGCAAUACAAGUAAUUGCAUCAAUUGCAGCAAUGGCAGGCGUAAUCGUUAUAAUGCAUUACACGUGUUUUCGUGGGCGAAAUGGACAUCUACACAACAGACCUGUACAUGUGUAACAAUUUAUAUGCUUAAAAAUCUGAGAGUUGUACAUAAUGUUUCUUUGACGUUUACAAGUAUACCUACUUACCAGCCGCACAUAAAUAUGUAGAUCGAGUGCAACAUGGCAGGAAGUAACUCAAAUUCUGAAAACGUUUCAUCCUUAUAUUCAAAUAAAGUUAUGCGAAUAUGUAAAUUGUUUGUUUUCAUAAUUGUUUUCGUAUCUUUGUUCGUACAUGCGGUAUCAUUUAUAUAAUAAAAUCUAUCAGAAGACCAUUUGGAAGCGUGGAACAAAACCAACCAAAGUAGUAGUAUAUUACGUUUGAUCGAAAACAUAAAAUUACUCGGAAAAGCGAAAUAAGUAAUUUCUUUGUCAUUUUCAUUUUCCAUGUUAUUUUUAUCCGUUAAGUAUACGAGUUGUUUAUGUACUGCGGAAUAGGAAUGUUGCUGUUAAUAAUGUUAUAGACAAAAGCUAAGUAAAUUAGAUUAACCCAAUUAUCUUAAAAUAUUUAAUACUGUCACAGUGUCAGAAAAUAAAGAAAAUGCAAGUAAAAGCUUUCGAAAUGUAAAAAGUAUUUAUGAGAUAGAAAACAUGUCAGUAGACGAACAUAGCUUAAUGCAAAUUGUACAGCUGCCAAAUGCGGCAUUCAUAGAACCGAAUAUUUACACUUGUGCUUUUAAACAAACAUUAUAUAAGAAAACAGAAUAGCAAUAACGUGUGAUAUACGAAAGUUUUAAAGAAACGUUUAGCUGAAUUUAAAAUGCAUUAUAUGUUGAAUUAAUCUAAACCAAAAAUGUAUUUGAAACUACUCAAAAACCGUAUUUGCUGAAUUGUCCGAUUUGUAUGACUGUGCAUGUAUAUGCUGCAGUAAACGAUAAUUCUACCGAGAAUGCAGUUUAUAACACGGACUUUUUAUGAUUUAGACGAUGGCGUGUUGAAUUAUGUUAUCACAAGGAAUGAAAUUGUAAAACGUUAAAGCAUGAGGCGUCAAUGAUGCACUACUAACAUAUCAAAAGUGCUUUACCUGUUUUGAAGCACGUAUGUGUAUGAUUAACUUUUCAAUAUGAUAUCAAACCAUGGUGUUAUAUGAGAAAACCGGAUGAUAUGUGUUAUUAACCCUGUAUAUAAAAAUAAAUGUGUUGCUUUGGAAUCCUUGAUAUUAAAAGCCUGUUCCUUAGCUGUGCUACCCAGGAAAACUAUUUGAUUUAAAAAAAGAAUAAUCUGCAGAAAUCUAUUGCAAACUAUGAUCUUAUAAAAAUCAUUUACAUGAGCUUUUAGUGAAUAAUAAACUAGCAGGAGAUGUACCUUGUAACAAACACGAUUUAGAUGCUACUUUGGUAGACCAUUAAAAAAAUUCAUGAUCAAAUGAUAUUAUGAUGACGACACAGUUAUUUUCACAGAAAUUGGAAAUGAUUAGUAGAGAAUUUAUGAGAAAUAUAUUGUAAAAAGUUGAAACUUAAAUUAAAUUCAUCAAACUAUUUUAUUCAAUGGUGGACGGAAUAAAUAAAAUCUAUAAGAAGAUCCUUUGAAAGCAUAGCAUGCAACCAAGCAAAAUAAUAGCAGACUUGGUUUGACUGAGUCUGUUCAUGAGAGGUAAUAGAAAACACAAUACCUCUCACAUCGCCUGGCACUGGCUUAAGCGGAACUCUAUUACAUAUGUUUUGAAUGGACUCCAUGAUCCCAAAAUGACCAGAAAAUAUAUCAACAAUGAGUCCAAGUACGGGGAGACUUUUUACAGCCGCCACACGGCAAAGAUUAUUGUUGUGAUAGUUAAUAAAAUCUGUACAUAUUUCAGAACUGACAGAAAUGGUUCUUUCGUAAAACUAAAACACACAUUGCGAAGCAAGAAACAAAAGCUAUGAAUUUUCUUAUAAAAAAGCAAAACCGUUUGUUUACUUAUUGUAAUGUUGAUAAAAUAUUGUUUAACUAUUAAACCUAUUGUUUUAAAAUUUGGGCCAUGAAAAUAUACAGAGUUAGCGUGUUGUACUUUGAAUUGUCUUGUUUAUGUUCAACCACUGUCUGUUGGUAUUUAAGCGAUAGUUAUAUCCUUUUCUUGGCAUAUAGGAGGAUGUUAUUCAAUAACAGCCAUGCAAAUUUGCUACGUCACUUUAAUAAAGUUUUCACUGCAUUGCAAAUAUUGAAAAUAUUACUGCUUCCUGUUGACUAAUUAAUGUAUGGAAAAGAAUGAAUUUCAAAACAUCAAAUGACGUACAUUAACUGCAAAACAGAAACCGUCUUAUUAGUUUGUUAAUGGAUGGUAUUAAGACAAAGUAAACAAUUAUAGACUUUUGAGUGCACUUAUGGACUUGGACUUUUGAAAGAUACUUAGGUCAAAUUCUAAAUAUUUUACGUAUAUGUCAAUAGAUGGGAGAGCGAUGCCCCGAUUAUUGCAAGGGAGCUAUUGUCUUCUGCCAUGGCCAUUAUCAUUCAAAGGGACCACUCUCCCAUGUAUAUAUUUCCUUAUCUAUCAUAUAGUAAGAAAAGUUUGUCAUUUUUACUGGUACUAGCACCUCCUAACAUAAUGUUCAGCCUUUUUGAAUAGGCUAGAAGAUUCAAGAAUUCCAGUUUUUAUUUUACGUUUUACAAUGUAAAUGAAACAGUAUAAAAAUCAAAUGUCUUUACAGUUGUACUUUGCUGCUUCUAGUAUAGUUCUAGAUUAAGAACAAGUUAUUAUCAGAUAAUAAAACGAUAACUGGACUAUGAGCUGUUUCCUGUAUUAAACGUCAUGACGUCAUUUCUGUUUACGGGAGUAACUUUUCCUCUCUGACGUCA